AUGAUACCCAUUAGGGCGCAGCUUCUAGAAGAACAUAAGAAGAGUCUGAGGAGGAGAUGUGAACGUGUGACUGAAGGAAGUGAUGAAGCAGGAGGAGGAAGCCUCCUCAACAGGAUCGACACUGAGCUCCACAUCACAGAGGGACUCAGUGAGGAGCUUCAGAGGGAACCUGAGCUGAAGCAGCUGGAGACAGCUUCCAGGAAGGAGAGCCUCCAUCACACUGCCAUCAGGGUUCAGGACAUCUUCAAAGCCUCGGCCCAGCAGGUCAGACACAUCCGAGUGGUUCUGACCAGCGGCGUGGCCGGCAGUGGAAAAACCUUCUCGGUGCACAAGUUCAGUCUGGACUGGGCCGAGGGCCUGGAGAACCAGGAUGUCAGUGUGCUGGUGGUGCUCUCCUUCAGGGAGCUGAACCUGCUGGGAGAGCGGCCGUACAGUCUCCUCUCGCUGCUGGCUGUUUUCCAUCCCACGCUCCAGAGGGUGACGGCAGAGGAGCUGGCCGUCUGCAAGCUGCUGUUCAUCUUGGACGGCCUGGAUGAAAGCAGACUUUCUCUGGACUUCAACAGUAGCCAGCGGCUGCUUGACGUCUCCCAGCAGUCUUCAGUCAGCCUGCUGAUCGCUAACCUCAUCCGGGGGGAUCUGCUGCCCUCGGCUCGGGUCUGGAUCACUUCCCGACCGGCGGCGGCCCAUCAGAUCCCUCCAACAAGUGUGGACAGACUGACAGAAGUGCGAGGCUUCACUGACGCCCAGAAGGAGGAGUACUUCAGGAGGAGGCUGAGUGAUGAGGAGCUGAGCAGCAGAAUCAUCUCCCACAUCCAGACCUCCAGGAGCCUCCACAUCAUGUGUGGAAUCCCAGUCUUCUGCUGGAUCACUGCUACAGUUCUGGAGCACAUGUUGAGCAGCGAGCAGAGAGGAGAGCUGCCCCAGACCCUGACUGACAUGUACUCCCACUUUGUGCUGGUUCAGACACACAGGAAGAAGCUCAAGUACCAUGAAGGACCUGAGACGGGUCCACAGGAGCUGACGGAGGCUGACAGGGAGCUUCUUCUGAAGCUGGGCAGGAUGGCCUUGGAACAUCUGGAGAAAGGAAACAUGGUGUUCUACCAAGAAGACCUGGAGCAGUGUGGUAUGGAUGUGACUGAGGCCUCGCUGUUCUCUGGAAUCUGGGCUCAGAUCUUCAGAAGAGAGUCUGUGAUCUUCCAGAAAGUCGUCUACAGCUUCGUCCAUCUGAGUGUUCAGGAGUUUCUGGCUGCAGUCUUCAUGUUCCACUGUUUCACCAGCGGGAAGACAGACGUACUGAAGACCUUCAUCGGAGAGGAAGAUGAGGAUGAGGAUUUUGCAUUUGCAUCUUGGAUCUUUCAGAUCGAGGAUGAUGAUGAUGAUGAUGAUGAUACUUUCCAGUCUUUGGACAAAUUCUUGAUGAAGGUUCUUGAGAAAUCCCUCAGGAGUCAGAACGGCUACCUGGACCUGUUUGUCCGCUUCCUUCAUGGCCUCUCUCUGAAAUCCAACCAGCGACUCUUAGAAGGUCUGCUGGGUCGGACAGAGAUCAGUCCAGAAACCAUCCAGAGAGUCAUCCAGAACCUGAAGGAGAUCUACAGUGAUAAAAUGCCUCCUGAGAGAAGCAUCAACAUCUUCCACUGUCUGACGGAGAUGAAGGACCUCUCAGUUCAUCAGGAGAUCCAAGAGUUCCUGAAGUCAGAGAACAGAUCAGAGAAGAGACUCUCUGAGAUCCACUGCUCAGCUCUGGCUGACAUGCUGCAGAUGUCAGACCAGGUCCUGGAGGAGUUGGACCUGGAGAAGUACAACACAUCAAAGGAGGGACGACGGAGACUGAUCCCAGCUGUGAGGAACUGCAGGAAGUUUCGAAUUUUUCACUGUAGGCUGGUUGACUUUGACUAUGAAAUGAUCUCCUCAGCUCUGAAGUCUGACCCCUCCCAUCUGAAACAUCUGGACCUGAGUAACAACAAACUGAAGGAUUCAUCAGUGAAGAUUCUGUUUUCUGGACUGGAGAGUCCAAACUGUAAACUGGAGACUCUGAGGUUGGAGGACUGCAGGAUGUCAGAGAUCAGCUGUUAUUCUGUGACCUCAGCUCUGAAGUCCAACCCCUCCCUCCUGAAACAUCUGGAACAUCUGGACCUGAGUGUGAACCAUCUGCAUGAUUCGGCAGUUGAGCAGCUGUGUGGUUUUCUGCAGAGUCCACUCUGUCGUCUGCAGACUCUGAGGUUGUGGUACUGCAGGAUGUCAGAGAUCAGCUGUUCUUCUGUGGCCUCAGCUCUGAAGUCCAACCCCUCCCUCCUGAAACAUCUGGAUCAUUUGGAUCUGGGUUACAACCCUCUUCAGGAUUCAGGAGUUUCUCAGCUGUGUGGUUUUCUGGAGAGUCCACUCUGUCGUCUGCAGACUCUGAGGUUGUGGAACUGCAGUUUGUCAAAGAUCAGCUGUUCUUCUCUGGUCUCAGCUCUGAAGUCCAACCCCUCCCACCUGAAAGACCUCGACCUGGAUUGGAACCGUCUGCGGUCUCCAGAUGUGCAGCAGCUGGUUGAUCUCCAGCAGAGUCCAGACUGCAGCCUGCAGACUCUGAGGUGGAGCAGAUGGCAGAGCUUCAUCCAGCAGUGAGCGACAGAGGAACCAGCAGAAGAUCUGCAGUGUGAAGAGCUGUGAGAGUCCAGCAUCGAACCAGGGUUCCUCUGAAUGUGACUCACUGGUUAACAGGAGAGUUCCAUGUUAAAACAGUUGCAGAUCUGUUCCAGACAAAGACAGAUGGUGUUUGACUCCAUGAAUCAGUUUAUAAUAAUGACAGACUUCAGAGCUUUGCUUCAGUAACAGUGAAGCUCCUUUUCUGACCAAAUCAAAUGAUUCCUGGAUUCCAUCAGUGGAUCCUGAACACUGUGUCUACAUAUCCAGGUCUGGAGUCAAGAAGUCAAGUCUGCUUCAGAGAAUCUGCCUGGGAUUGGAAAAUGGCUUGUUUGUAGAAAAAAAAAAAAGCUGAUGAACAAAAAGAAAUUCAAUUUGGUUUCGAUAUGCCUGUUUGUACAUGUGUGUGUUGGUGUGCAGCAGGGGUGGACAGCACCGUUUGUCUGCUCUCGAUGUGUGUGUGUCUUUGUCUGGUUGUUUGUUGAUUUGUGUGAGUGUGUUCUGUCAAAACCACCUGUGAGCUGGCUCCGCCUCCCAGGCCCCAUCAAGGAGGAGAAAGACCAGUUGGAACUAACCACCUGGUCCAUGUCCCCAGCCGGCUGGGUGUGGGGGAAACACCUGUGUUGCAGCCUUCCUGCACAUGAAGCAGGUCACAGCUCUCCCGAACUGGUUAUGAAACGAGGUGUUCCUCUCUGGGAUUAAUCUGUGCAAAAGAACAACUGUGGAUGGACAGCUGGUAAGCCCUGCAAUAACCGGGGGUUGUGUCAAUAUCUCUGCUGGCUUAAAGGAGAAAUGUUUGUUCUGGAGUGCCUGGGACAUUUUGGUUUCAAAUGCAAACUUGAAGUUUCAUGAUUUUUUUCCCCCCCAUUGAACUGCAAAGUUUGUGCUGAUCACAAGAUUUAAACAAGAAUCAAUACUUAUUUAAGAUGUUGAUGAAGUUUAAGUGGAAAAAGUCACUAAAAAGGAACUUUAAGAGAACGCCCUGUGGAAACGCUUUUGAUGUAUUAAUGCAUUUGUUUGCUACCUCUGUUUAAACUAAGUUAAAGUUUUAAGAUUACGUCAAUAUUCUUUAGUUCUUGAUAGCCAGAUCGUUAUUAGUCGUCAUAGUACUUUGAAUGCAACUGUGACCGAGUAAUUCGUCAACCAAAAAAAAUGUCCAAAGAAAAUGAAACCUGGAUACCCAAAACAAUUACUAUAGAGCUCUCUAAAAAAGAAAAGUUAAAAAUGUGAUCCUCAAGUGGCAUGUGUGCUGGAUGACGGUGCUGGACCUGUCCUGGGACCCUGAGGUAACGGCUUGACUCCGGUCCACUCGCUCCGUGAGCAGGAAGACCGAAGUGAUGACUUCAAAUGUGAAAUGCAAGACGGCUCGUGGAGACCGACUACUGCUCGGUCAUGUCUUCUCCCCACGCAGUGUUCAAGCAGUGCAUGCGUGUUUGUGUGUGUGUGUGUGUAGUAGUAGUAAAUUUAUUUCAGGCGAAAUGUAACCAUAGUCACAAAGGACAAGCCAUUUUCAAACAAAAACAAAAUGGGCGAAAACAGAAAAACAAAAACAAAAAAAUAAAUAAAAAAAUAAAUAAAUGUCCUGUACACUAAAUCAGGCUGCCUGAAAGGGAGUGGGGAGAAGAAAAAACUUUUAACCCCACCCCUAAUCCACAUUUCUCAAUCACAAUCACUGCCACUUCUACCAACAGAAAAAGAACAAAAUAAGCCGAGUUUGAAAUCAUAAACUUAAACGUGUAUACAUCCUUGUUGAAAAGGAUGUAUAAAAUUCUUUAUUGCUAAGCUCAUGCGCACUGUGAAUCGAAUUAGAACUUCUGUGAAAUUAACUUGUGUUACAAUGCUGCAUUGUAUUAUUGACACCAGGCACCGCCACUUCAAUUCCCUUCAUACCAUACCCCGUUCGUACAACCACACAUAAGCGUAUGUGGAUUAAACAGAUUAACUCAGUUUCAAAAUGUGCCAAAAAAAAAAAAAAGGAAAAUAAAAAAACAGACCAACUUAUUGGUGUCCUGCACUGUGCAUUAAAAGAGGCAAGAUUUGGAUACUGCUGUCAGAAGAGGGUACUCUUCAAACACCAGUCCGCCUCUUGCUAAUCCUGUAGAUAUUUAGAUGUGCUGUUAGUGGCUUUGUGUGUGCUGAACUGUGCAUUAAAAGGAGCAGGUGGUUUAGGUGAUCUGAUACCAGGAGGAAGUCUCAGUCGCCUCCUGCUCGCCCUAUCCUUUGUGUAUUUAAUUUCCUCAUUUUUCUAAUUGCUGAAAGACUGGCACAAAAAGGGAUGGUACUUGAGACUGAAGUGUGUGUGUGUGUGUGUGUGUGUGUGUGUGUGUGUGUGUGUGUGUGUGUGUGUGUCUGUGUGUGUGUGUGUGUGUGUUUGUGAAAAAAAUCUGAGACUCCAUUAAGUUGACAGCUCAGCACCAUGGACAGCACCCUGCGUGCAGGCA
This is a messenger RNA of Salarias fasciatus (jewelled blenny), 5069 nucleotides long. RefSeq names its product NACHT, LRR and PYD domains-containing protein 12-like. Gene Ontology annotation, molecular function: protein binding. The transcript has 7 exons. The record is from RefSeq and is a predicted model, not a curated record. Bases 1 to 2610 code for a protein of 869 amino acids. NCBI's taxonomy places the organism in Eukaryota, Metazoa, Chordata, Actinopteri, Blenniiformes, Blenniidae.